AUGUACCCCGAACCUCCUAUCAGAAUCAGAGAGCCAAAGAGAAAGCAGGGAAGUGCCAAGAAGACGGCGAGAUCCCAUAAUUUACACCCGACCUCCGACAAGAAAUACCGUAGAGGAAAAUUGAAAAGACAGCAGAGAAAGACCAUAGAGAAGGCGACAACCCGUAAUUAUGGGGGCAACCCCUUUUCACCAUUCGAUCCUCGAGGUCCGGCUACGAAGCACUUUGAUAAGCCAACGGACAUGAGGUAUGAUGGGACCCAAGACCCCCAAGAACAUCUAACGGCCUUCGAGGCCAGGAUGAAUUUGGAAGGGGUGGGUGAUGAAGUGAGGUGCCGCGCCUUCCCUGUGACCCUAGCGGGGCCGGCAAUCCACUGUUUCAACGCUCUCCCCCAAGGCUCGGUGACAACCUUUGCGGACAUAACCCGCGCCUUCCUGGCCCAGUUUACCACGUAUAUCGCUAAAGCUAAGCACCCCAUCAACUUGCUAGGAGUGAUGCAGAGGAGUGGGGAACCGACCAGGAAGUACCUGGACAGGUUCAAUGAUGAAUGCUUGGAAAUUGACGGCCUAAACGACUUGGUGGCCAGUUUAUGCUUGACGAACGGGCUACAGAACGAGAAUUUCAGGAAGCACCUCACCACCAAGCCCAUGUGGACGAUGCAAGAAAUCCAAAAUGUGGCUAGGGAGUAUAUCAAUGAUGAAGAGGUUAGCCAAGUCAUGGCAGCCAACAAGCGGCAGCCCGCCUACAACUCUGGUCGUCAUCCCGGUAACGGGGAAAGGGCUAAGGAGCACUCCAAGGACGGAGGGCUAGCUAAAGCUUUAAAGCCAUUCCCUCGGGUAGGGAAGUUUAAAAACUACACUACCUUGACAGUCCCGAUCGUCGAGGUUUACCAGCAAAUAGCCGACAAGGGCAUCCUAUCGAAGCCCAGACAACUCAAGGAUAGAACUGGGGGGAACAAAAACCUCUAUUGCGACUACCACAAGGGGUUCAGCCACAAGACCCAAGAUUAUUUCGAUUUGAAGGAUGCUCUGGAGCAGGCGAUUCGGGAAGGUAAGCUGGCAGAGUUCUCUCACCUCAUAAGAGAACGCAGGAGGAGGGAUCGCGACCGAUCUAGCGAUGACAGGAGUCGCGCCGUGAAGCCAAGGCAAGACCCCGAGGAGAACAAUGAGCGCGGCCUCACCAUUGUGAAUGUUGUAGUCGGAAGAGAUGUUGCUCCGAGGUCGAAGUCGACAUGCAGGAAGGAUGCCAAAGUCAUGGCUGUGUCAUCGUCUAGUCCUACGCCCUCCUCCAGGAGAGUCCCGUUAAUAUUGUUUGGACCAGAGGACCAGUGGUUUGACGACUUACCGGAGAGCCCUCCUAUGGUGAUUACAGCAAGGGUGGGAACUGGUCUGGUCAGGCGAAUCUUCGUAGACACCGGAGCCAACUCGAACAUCAUGUUUCGUAACGUCUUUGACGCUCUGGGCCUCUGA
Messenger RNA from Arachis ipaensis, 1467 nucleotides. RefSeq lists its product as uncharacterized. Lineage: Eukaryota; Viridiplantae; Streptophyta; Magnoliopsida; Fabales; Fabaceae. The record is from RefSeq and is a predicted model, not a curated record.